CGACGGAACCGGAGCACGAGAUUGCGGUGGUUGGAUAUGGAACGACGCCGGAGGGAGUACCGUAUUGGAUAGGAAGGAACUCAUGGGGACACUACUGGGGCCACAGCGGCUUCUUCAGAAUCGUAAGGAAGCGCUACUGUGGAGUACGUGGAAAGAACAACUUGGGCAUUGAAGGAGACUGUGCUUGGGCAGCUCCAGCAAAUGGAGGAAAGCCCAGGAGG
Molecule: messenger RNA, 221 nt
Organism: Perkinsus marinus ATCC 50983
Lineage: Eukaryota; Perkinsozoa; Perkinsida; Perkinsidae
Product: cathepsin z, putative
Exons: 2
Biological process (GO): proteolysis
Molecular function (GO): cysteine-type peptidase activity
Source: RefSeq, a predicted model, not a curated record